UUAGGGCAGCGUUCAACUCAUCGCGUGUCAGCCGCACCGAAACGCAAAACCUUUCUGGGAAACAAGAUUCCUGGAACCUUUUGUCAGCUUAACGCGGUCUCACUUGUUUUCUGCGCUCGUGUUUCAGUGAAUUAGGAGCCAUAGGAGCUAUUUUGUCGUGAUUGUUUCUUCAAACUUUAUGAUUAAUCGUGGUCAAAGACAUGGUCACCACGGCCCAUCCUGUGGACCCCGGUCCAUGCAGCCCACAUGAUGAGGAUAUGUCCUGCAUCGCCACCACCUUCCACUAUUUACACACGUCAGGCUGGUACUGGGGUUCCAUCUCGGCGAGACAGGCUCGGGACAAACUCCUGGCCAAGUCUGAAGGCACGUUCCUGGUGCGGGACAGCAGUCAUCCUAAAUACAUGGUGGCGCUGUCAGUGAUGACCCACUGUGGACCGACCAGUGUCCGAAUACAGUACAAGAGAGGCUCUUUCUGGCUGGACUCCCUCAGUCCUGAGCUGCCUCACCUGCAGUCCUUCCCCAACGUCGUCAGUCUCAUCCAGCGCUACACUGGCUCGGGACACGCACCGCAAGGCCAGACGGCGUCCAUCAGGGACAAACAUGUCCAACUCCCCCCCGCCAAGGACAGCGCUGUGAUUCUGAAGCUGAUGCGUCCCCUUCGCAGGCCAGAGACCUUCCCACGUUUGCAGCACCUGGCACGCCUCACCAUCAACCAAAAUACAAACUGCCCCGACAAACUGCCCCUCCCGAAGCCUCUCCUGGACUACCUGCAUGAUUACCCUUUCCAUAUCUGAGGGUCUCAGUAGGCUGAGAUGGGGAUACAUGCAGGGUCAUCAACUCACUUCAUCUGAGAGCCCAGGCAGUCGGUAUUGUGAGAUUAUUCUAACAUUUGCUCAUGGAAAAAAAAAAGUGUCUUACUACUGUUGUCCUCCUGAAUUGCUUUGUUUCAUUUUGAGACACAAGGCUUCUGUCAUCAUCCUCAAGCCUAUUUCGUUUUGCAAAAUAAAUGUUUUGGCCACCAAUGGCAAGCAGAUUACGCUAUGUGAAACACUGUAAAACCCUUUGUUUACUUACAUGUGGAAUUAUAUACAGUGGAGCCCCGCAUAUUCGCGGGUCAGGACCUAUGGAUUCACCUGAUCACGGAUUAUUUUUUCCAUUUUUUUUAACCCCUGUUUUUUCAAAGAAAAUGCUUAUUGCUGGUAUUUCUCUGCUAAUUCCAGAAUUUUAGGGGUUUAAAAAUAUAUAUACAUAUUUUUCAAUGUAAUUAUAUUUACAGAUUUUCACUAUUUGCGGUGGGACCCUGUCCCUACUCCCCACGAAUCGCGGGGAUCCACUGUAGUGUUUGUCCUUUCCAGUGCAUUUUUGACAAAUAAACAAAGGCAUGGCCAACUGGUUAGAGCGUCUGCCUCACAGUUCUGAGGACCCGGGUUCAAUCCCCGGCCCCGCCUGUGUGGAGUUUGCAUGUUCUCCCCGUGCCUGCGUGGGUUUUCUCCGGGCACUCCGGUUUCCUCCCACAUCCCAAAAACAUGCAUGGUAGGUUAAUUGAAGACUCUAAAUUGCCCAUAGGUGUGACUGUGAGUGCAAAUGGUUGUUUGUUUGUAUGUGCCCUGCGAUUGGCUGGCAACCAGUUAAGGGUGUACCCCGCCUCCUGGCCGAUGAUAGCUGGGAUAGGCUCCAGCACGCCCGCCACCCUAGUGAGGAGAAGCGGCUCAGAAAAUGGAUGGAUGGAUGGAUGAAACAAAGGCGUUACUGUAUUCAUUACAUAAGAGAUGUCUUGAGGAACAUUGAAAUUUGACCUUUUCUAAUAAAUAAAUGACUGCUCACACAAAAAA
Phyllopteryx taeniolatus (common seadragon) is the source of this 1832-nucleotide messenger RNA. Its product is annotated as cytokine-inducible SH2-containing protein-like. Gene Ontology annotation, cellular component: phosphatidylinositol 3-kinase complex. The record is from RefSeq and is a predicted model, not a curated record. Bases 201 to 794 code for a protein of 197 amino acids. The transcript has 3 exons. Gene Ontology annotation, molecular function: 1-phosphatidylinositol-3-kinase regulator activity. Lineage: Eukaryota; Metazoa; Chordata; Actinopteri; Syngnathiformes; Syngnathidae. Gene Ontology annotation, biological process: phosphatidylinositol phosphate biosynthetic process; intracellular signal transduction.